AUGUCCGACCGCCUUGGUUACCGUGCUCGCCUUGAGCGCGAGAGCAACUUCCUGGUCGUCUUGAGAAGCAGGCACGAGAUGAGCGAGCUCUUCCGCGUUUGCUCCGAGUCGCGACAAAGCGCCAUGCGUUUCUAUCGUGUUCCAAAGGGUGUAUUCUAUUUCCAUCCGGAGCUGGACAUCGUGGAUAUUGUCGGGUUGAGAUACCUUCCCAGAUUCGCCAACACACUGUUGGCCAAUGAUCCCCGGCACGUCGGGCUCAUCAACCUAGCGUCUGUACGGGGCAAAGCUGAAGGAUGCUACGAUGAUUUGUUUCAGCCCACCGAGGGCGACGAGCAUCUUGUACGUCGACUCCUGUCAAGACUUGGUCGUGUCAUCUUCGGCUACGAUGGACCGCUCGGACGUGCUGUUCAUCCUCUUGAGGCUCGUGAGGCCCGGAAGCGUAGAUGGAAGCCUCAGUUGCAUCGGUCCAUGAUUGCCGUCAACAAUACACGGGUGGCGGACCGAGACGAAGCACUUUUUGCGCUCGGGGAAGAGAAGGAGCAAUGGGAUGCGUGCCGUGGGGAGAGAAUAUCCAAAGGAAACCCCUGCGAGGAAGACGACGAUGAACUCGCUUCAGCCUAUGGGUUCUGGCUCUUUCCCAUAGAGGCAUUCGGGCACAUCCCAAAUGACGCACCAUCGUCAGGGCCCAAGGACUAUCAGACGAGCAGGCUAUGGACGUCACCUAAACAUCGUCUAAACAUCAAGCUAAACCGACUCCCUUUUUAG
This is a messenger RNA of Metarhizium album ARSEF 1941, 765 nucleotides long. RefSeq lists its product as uncharacterized. NCBI's taxonomy places the organism in Eukaryota, Fungi, Ascomycota, Sordariomycetes, Hypocreales, Clavicipitaceae. The record is from RefSeq and is a predicted model, not a curated record. The transcript is spliced from 2 exons. Bases 1 to 765 code for a protein of 254 amino acids.